Messenger RNA from Orycteropus afer afer, 1224 nucleotides. It is a transcript of the gene YJU2B, whose product is annotated as YJU2 splicing factor homolog B. Gene Ontology annotation, biological process: mRNA splicing, via spliceosome. The record is from RefSeq and is a predicted model, not a curated record. Gene Ontology annotation, cellular component: post-mRNA release spliceosomal complex; U2-type spliceosomal complex. Lineage: Eukaryota; Metazoa; Chordata; Mammalia; Tubulidentata; Orycteropodidae.
AUGCAGCACAACCCAUGUGUCUUGUUGUCUUUUCAGAUCGGCCGUGUGGAGAGCAAGGGUGAAAGGAAAGGUGUGAACAAGUACUACCCUCCGGAUUUCAAUCCUGAAAAGCAUGGCUCUCUCAACCGAUACCACAACAGCCACCCCCUUCGGGAGCGGGCUCGGAAGCUGUCACAGGGCAUCCUCAUCAUCAGGUUCGAGAUGCCAUAUAACAUCUGGUGUGAUGGCUGUAAGAACCACAUCGGCAUGGGUGUUCGUUACAAUGCAGAAAAGAAAAAAGUUGGCAAUUACUACACAACCCCGAUCUACAGGUUCAGGAUGAAAUGCCACCUCUGUGUGAACCACAUCGAGAUGCAGACAGACCCAGCCAACUGCGACUAUGUCAUCGUGAGCGGCGCCCAGCGCAAGGAGGAGCGCUGGGACAUGGAGGACAACGAGCAGGUGCUGACAACAGAGCAUGAGAAAAAGCAGAAGCUGGAGACAGAUGCCAUGUUCCGCCUGGAGCACGGAGAGGCCGACCGCAGCACACUUAAGAAGGCGCUGCCUACCCUGAGCCACAUCCAGGAGGCCCAGAACGCCUGGAAGGACGACUUUGCCCUCAACAGCAUGCUGCGGAAAAGGUUCCGGGAAAAGAAGAAAGCCAUCAAGGAGGAGGAGGAAAGGGACCAGGCGCUGCAGGCCAAGGCGAGCCUGGCCAUCCCACUGGUGCCUGAGACAGAGGAUGACCGCAGGCUGGCCGCCCUGCUCAAGUUCCACACCCUGGACUCCUAUGAGGACAAGCAGAGACUCAAGCGGACAGAGAUCAUCAGCCGUUCCUGGUUCCCCUCCGCCCCUGGAUCUGGCGUCAGCAAUGGCAGCAGCAAAGCUGGCAGCGUCCUGAAGAAGCUGGCCCAGGCCCGCAGGUCUGCCCCCAGCGGCUCCCCCAUCACCAUGGGGGAUCUGGGCAUCGUGCGGCGGUCACGGGAAGUUCUGGAGAGCCCCCAAGACGCACCUGACACCAAGUCCAAGGAGCCCCAGGUGCCAAAAGGUCCUACCCAGGAUAGGCCCACGUUGCUCCAAGACUGCUCUCAGGAGACAAUUGAGACCCCUGAGAGUAGCUGCCAGGACAGACCCCUGUCCCGGCUAGGCUCAUCCCAGGAGGCACCUGACACUUCGGACACCCCACACCCCUGUAGCCUCAGUGCCUCCCUCGUGGCGGACUACUCCGAUUCAGAGAGUGACUGA